This is a messenger RNA of Ochlerotatus camptorhynchus, 1680 nucleotides long. RefSeq names its product Vesicle-associated membrane protein synaptobrevin (gene Syb). Gene Ontology annotation, cellular component: plasma membrane; SNARE complex. The transcript has 4 exons. The record is from RefSeq and is a predicted model, not a curated record. The coding region runs from base 197 to 568 and encodes 123 amino acids. NCBI's taxonomy places the organism in Eukaryota, Metazoa, Arthropoda, Insecta, Diptera, Culicidae. Gene Ontology annotation, biological process: vesicle-mediated transport; vesicle fusion. Gene Ontology annotation, molecular function: SNAP receptor activity; syntaxin binding.
GCAGCAGCACAGCAAGGAAAAAAGGGUGUAGUAAGUGGAAGCAGCAGCAAAUCCGAGUUUUUCUCCCGUGUGUGUUCCGGUGAAAAUCGCAUUUCCAGGCCUGAAUUUCCCGUCCAGUGGAUACGAAACCAGUGCUACCAUACUGUAUUUAGCUGCCCGGCUGCCGUUGCGAAAAAUCUCCAUCUAAACAUUCAGAAUGGCUACUCCUGCGGGAUCUGCAGAUGGUUUUCCUAAAUUACCACCCCCACCGACCGGUAGCACCCAGCCAACGGGAAGCAACGCCAAUGCCAACGGUGUGGCCGCCAAUCGGCUCAAGCAGACCCAGGCCCAGGUGGACGAAGUGGUCGGCAUCAUGCGCGUGAACGUCGAGAAGGUGCUGGAACGGGAUCAAAAACUGUCCGAACUGGAUCAGCGGGCGGAUGCACUGCAGCACGGGGCAUCACAGUUCGAGCAGCAGGCCGGCAAGCUGAAGCGGAAGCAGUGGUGGGCCAACAUGAAGAUGAUGAUCAUCAUGGGCAUCAUCGGGGUUGUCCUGCUAAUUAUCAUCAUCCUUUCCAUCAUUUAUUAGACCAUUUCCCCUCCACGUAGCAGCACCGUUUCUCUUCCCUAAGAAGAAGAAAGAUUAAAAAAAAAACAAGUUUUGAAUCACGCACAAAAAAAAAACGAAGUGAACGGAAAAAACGCGCGAUCCAUUUUUUGUUUGUUAGCCCAACAUUGACGACCCGAAAUCCGUCGUCAACCCAUUGUAGGUGACCAUUUCUUCUACCUAGAAGGAAGGAUCUUUGAAGUAAGAAAAGAUUAUUGCAGAAUCAUAUUUAGCAGCAUCCAGACAUCCUGGAAAAAAAAAUUCUAUAAUAGGUUCCGCCUCUUCAGGGAUCCUUUUAUGUUGUUGUUGAUAAAAUAGCCCUUCCAGAAAAAUGGGCAAUCCUCCACCAAGCACAAAAAGAUAAUUCAUCGCUCACCGUUUUCCUUUCUAAUGCGUUUCACUGGAAUUCAGUAGCAAUAAAAGAAAAACAAGGUCUCGAAUAUUCAAGCAGAUAACCUAAAACAGGAUGAUGAGAAUUUUGAAGGGCUUUUCUUUGCUUCAUACUUUGCACAUUCGUCAUCGGUUUUUGACUUGAAAUCGGAAAACAUCCGAAUCCCACAGAAAGGGUUAGCAAUAAUCACAUUUUAAUCCGAUCUAUAUUAACAGUUAAAAUUACAACAUGUUAGCAGGACGAUACGUCUAUUAUUUUCCCCAGAAUGAUAGAAAGUUACUUAGCGAGAGAGAGAUAAUGGUAUAUGCUAUAUGUAGACGUUUAUGUAAUUGUUAUCUACCUACGGAAUUAAUAUUAAACAAACAAACUUUAAAUAUAUUAAAGGCUACUUAUUCUAGACGAUCAUUUCAAAAAGUCCUAUCUGCUUUGAUCGAUUCUCUUCAUCGACUUCAUCCUUCAUUAAUAACUCAGUUGCAAAAACAUUCCCUGUCGUGUUUGACAUUCUUUCAACAAACUGUGUGGCAAAAAUAGCUCGAAAUCUGUUUGCAGACCCGUGGUUUUCAAAAGAAAAGGUCGAUGGAGAGAAUCGACUGAAGCAGAUAGGACCUUUUAAAGAACUCAUCUAGAAUUGUACGAUGUAAAGGUAAAAAAGGAAACUGCUUUUGUCUGUUAAUUUCUGUUCAUUUGUGAAAAAUGUCCUGCG